Messenger RNA from Lycium ferocissimum, 1344 nucleotides. RefSeq names its product putative WEB family protein At1g65010, chloroplastic. The coding region runs from base 307 to 1344 and encodes 345 amino acids. NCBI's taxonomy places the organism in Eukaryota, Viridiplantae, Streptophyta, Magnoliopsida, Solanales, Solanaceae. The record is from RefSeq and is a predicted model, not a curated record. The transcript has 3 exons.
ACUGUUACUUUGUGUGAAAGCAAGUUAUGUUAUUAAAUUACACAUCUGUCUCUCAACAUUUACUGUUAUUUAUAUGUUGCAGUUUAUGGAAUUUGGCCGUUACAGCUGAGUUGCAAAUAAAAACCUGCAAACUUUCAACUUUGUCAUAGCCAUAGCCCACAGGGUCUUCAUUCUCUACCACCAAUUUUGUAAUACGCAAACAAAAAAAUUUCAUAGCAAACAUAAAGUGGAACUUGUAAUAUAUUUUCUGAUUUUUUCCAAGAUCAAGAAUCUUCAACGAAUAGUGAUUCCAAACAUAUACGCUUGAUGUUACGUUCCAGGUCAAGAGCUGGGUCCAAUGAUUCUGCAAAGAAGAGACAUUCUUCAAUCAUUUCAAGAACUAUUUCAGCAUCAAAGCUUUGCAGAUGUGAUGCUUUGGGAUCACAAAUUGAUUCAGGUGCCCUUGUUGGUCUUGAAAGAAAGUCCCCUGUUAAGCAUCCGUCUCAGACUCCGACCGAUAGACUUGUUGUCAUGCAAGAACAAAUGGAGAAACUUGAGAAGGAUUUGAGACAGACCAGAGAGCAAUUAGGAUAUGUUGAAGAAGAAAAGAGCAGAGCCAUUAAUGAACUUAGUGAGAUGAAACAUCCAGCUCAGGAGGCCAACAUGAAAGCAAGUGAUGGAAUAUCAAGAGAAUUCUAUGCCGAAGUUAAGACUUUGAAGGAAUUGCUUAAUAACAAACAAGAAGAAUCGAAGAUCACAGACAAGAAUAUCGAGUCUUUGAAGUUGGAGCUCGAAAAGGCGAAAAAAUGUGAGCUCAAGUUACUUGAGAAAGAUGCUAGUUUAGGAAAAGCAUUCAAGAUUCGUGUAACGGAUUGGUCGUCCGAUUUUCGAAAAAGGGUUCAAGAAUUAGAAGAUGAAUUGGAGAACAGGAAGUUAUCAGAGUCCAAAAUAUUUGAUGCUUGGUUGUCAAAGACGAGGCAAUUUGAACAAAUCAAGAUUGAACUUGAAGAAUCCAAGCUCGAAAUGAAAUUGGCAAAUGAGGCGGAAGAAAAGAACAGAAAGGCCUUAGAUGAUUUAGCGUUAGCGUUGAAGGAAGUUGCUUCUGAAGCAUCUGAGGCCAAGAAGAAACUUCGUGCUACACAAUUAGAAUUAGGACAAGCAAAAAAAGAGGCUGGAAAUAUGAAAGAGACUAUCAAAAGCACUAAGGUUAGAUACCAAAAGCUUUUGGAUGAAGCGAAAAAGGAAAAAGAAAUAUAUAGGAGUACAGCAGAGCAAUUGAAAUUAGAGGCGGAGGAGUCACUAUUAGCUUGGAAUGGGAAAGAAAUGAGCUUCAUCACGUGUAUAAAAGAAGUUCAGGAAGAGUGA